Messenger RNA from Prosopis cineraria, 864 nucleotides. Its product is annotated as 50S ribosomal protein L22, chloroplastic-like. The transcript has 2 exons. Lineage: Eukaryota; Viridiplantae; Streptophyta; Magnoliopsida; Fabales; Fabaceae. Gene Ontology annotation, cellular component: ribosome; large ribosomal subunit. The record is from RefSeq and is a predicted model, not a curated record. Gene Ontology annotation, molecular function: structural constituent of ribosome. Bases 104 to 745 code for a protein of 213 amino acids. Gene Ontology annotation, biological process: ribosome assembly; translation.
UAAGAAAAGCGGCAAGACAAACAAGGUGUAGUGUAAUCUUAUCUCUAUGUUGUUGCGGGAGUAACACUGUUUUUUCGCAGACCAGAGCUCUUUGCCGCUCCACAUGGCGCUCUCGUUCUCUCAAUCGCUCUCUCAUCGUCCUCUGCUUCACCGGAAUCUUCCCUUCUCGCAGCAGUCUCAUCGCAUAGCUGCAUCUAAGCUCACUGCCGGCUCCCUGAAAUUCCCCUCCAUUCGCUGUUCUUCGCCGCCUAAUGAUAAAACCCGAAUUUCCCUCACACCUUGCAACCAUUCCAAAACCUAUUUCGACCCUGCGAUCGGUGACCCGCUCGUUUGUCGGUACAGUGCCCGUUUGGGAGGGAAGGAUAGUGAAACCGCAAAUGUAGAAGCAUAUGCAGUAGGCCGACAUAUUCGUAUGUCAGCCGACAAGGCUAGACGAGUAAUUGAUCAGAUUCGUGGACGUUCAUAUGAAGAAACACUUAUGAUAUUAGAACUCAUGCCUUAUCGAGCAUGCGAUGUGAUCCUGAAAUUGGUGUUUUCUGCAGCAGCAAAUGCUAGCAAUAACCUGGGUUUAAGCAAAGGAAGUUUAGUUAUUAGUAGAGCUGAGGUCAAUGAAGGUAAAACCAUGAAAAGGGUAAGACCUCAAGCUCGUGGACGAGCUUAUGCGAUUAGAAAGCGAACAUGCCACAUAACCAUUGCAGUGAAAGGUUUACCCAGUGAGGUUGAAGUGGAAGCAAGCCCUGCUUAAUUCUUUUCUAUGACCAUGUGCAUGUAUGCUUUCGUAUGAACUUCAUUUAGCCACUACAGGGAUGAAAAUUUGUGUAUUUUGACAUUAUGUUUUUCAUUUCCUUAAGUUUUUAGGUUCAA